Molecule: messenger RNA, 2000 nt
Organism: Hyaena hyaena (striped hyena)
Lineage: Eukaryota; Metazoa; Chordata; Mammalia; Carnivora; Hyaenidae
Gene: WDR35
Product: WD repeat domain 35
Exons: 17
Coding region: 15-2000 (661 amino acids)
Biological process (GO): non-motile cilium assembly; intraciliary retrograde transport; protein localization to cilium
Cellular component (GO): non-motile cilium; intraciliary transport particle A
Molecular function (GO): protein binding
Source: RefSeq, a predicted model, not a curated record
UCGGGGUUCCCAGGAUGUUCUUUUACCUGAGCAAGAAAGUCGCCAUUCCCAAUAAUGUCAAGCUGAAAUGUGUAUCUUGGAACAAAGACCAAGGAUUCAUAGCAUGUGGCGGUGAAGAUGGAUUACUGAAAGUUUUGAAAUUAGAGACACAGACAGAUGAUGCAAAACUGAGAGGUCUUGCAGCCCCUAGUAACCUUUCUAUGAAUCAGAACCUUGAAGGUCAUAGUGGUUCGGUUCAAGUUGUAACAUGGAAUGAACAAUAUCAGAAGUUGACUACCAGUGAUCAAAAUGGGCUUAUCAUUGUUUGGAUGUUAUAUAAAGGCUCUUGGUAUGAGGAGAUGAUCAACAAUAGAAAUAAAUCAGUGGUUCGAAGUAUGAGCUGGAAUGCUGACGGACAGAAGAUCUGCAUUGUGUAUGAAGACGGGGCUGUGAUAGUUGGUUCCGUGGAUGGGAAUCGCAUUUGGGGAAAAGACUUGAAGGGUAUACAGUUAUGCCAUGUAGCAUGGUCUGCAGAUAGUAAAAUCCUACUUUUUGGAAUGGCAAAUGGAGAAAUACACAUUUAUGAUAAUCAAGGGAAUUUUAUAAUGAAAAUGAAACUGAAUUGUUUGGUGAAUGUCACUGGAGCAAUCAGUAUUGCUGGCAUUCAUUGGUACCAUGGCGCGGAAGGCUAUGUGGAGCCAGACUGCCCCUGCCUUGCUAUUUGUUUUGACAAUGGGAGGUGCCAAAUCAUGAGACAUGAGAAUGACCAGAAUCCCGUUUUAAUUGAUACUGGCAUGUUUGUCGUAAGUAUCCAGUGGAACCACACUGGCAGCGUGUUAGCUGUUGCAGGCUCCCAGAAGGUCGUCACUCAGGACAAAGAUGUAAACACUGUGCAGUUUUACACUCCAUUUGGUGAGCAUUUGGGUACUUUGAAAGUUCCUGGAAAGCAGAUGUCUGCACUAUCUUGGGAAGGAGGAGGACUGAAAAUUGCACUAGCUGUUGAUUCUUUUAUAUAUUUUGCAAACAUUCGACCUGAUUAUAAGUGGGGUUAUUGCUCCAAUACUGUAGUGUAUGCUUAUACCAGACCUGAUCGUCCAGAGUAUUGUGUUAUCUUUUGGGAUACGAAAAACAAUGAGAAAUAUGUUAAAUACGUAAAGAGUCUCAUUUCUAUUACUACCUGUGGAGAUUUCUGCAUUUUGGCUACCAAAGCUGAUGAAAAUCAUCCUCAGGAGGAGAACGAGAUGGAAACAUUUGGUGCAACGUUUGUACUAGUUCUUUGUAAUUCUAUUGGCACACCUCUGGAUCCCAAAUAUAUUGAUAUUGUACCAUUAUUUGUUGCAAUGACCAAAACUCAUGUGAUAGCAGCUUCAAAAGAAGCAUUUUAUACCUGGCAAUAUCGCGUGGCAAAGAAGCUCACAGCAUUGGAAAUUAAUCAGAUCACACGGUCUCGGAAAGAAGGGAGAGAAAGAAUUUAUCAUGUUGAUGAUACUCCUUCCGGAUCAGUGGAUGGGGUGCUUGAUUAUAGUAAAGCCAUUCAAGGCACCCGGGAUCCGAUUUGUGCCAUAACUGCAUCUGAUAAGACACUGAUCGUGGGCCGUGAGUCUGGCACCAUUCAGAGAUACAGUCUUCCUAAUGUUGGUUUGAUUCAAAAAUAUUCCCUUAAUUGUCGAGCCUACCAGUUAUCUCUGAAUUGUAACUCCAGUCGUCUUGCUAUCAUAGAUAUCUCAGGAAUUCUAACUGUCUUUGACUUGGACGCUCGGGUAACAGACAGCACAGGACAGCAGGUCAUUGGCGAGUUGUUAAAAUUGGAGCGGAAAGAUGUCUGGGAUAUGAAGUGGGCCAAAGAUAAUCCAGAUUUGUUUGCGAUGAUGGAGAAGACAAGAAUGUAUGUUUUCAGAAACUUGGAUCCUGAGGUAAACACAAGAAAUGGGCAUCAGCAGUACGUAAAUAAUGAGCCACAUAUCAAAACCUGUCUCUUUCCCUUUUGUUUCCUUAAGAAAUUUUUUGGUGUUGGCUGCUGA